CUCAAGAAGAUGACACGGACAAUAAUUUCUUGAAAUAGGCUUCCGACUUUCAGUCGCAAAACUGUGUGGAUAGUGAGCACCUUUUUGCCUAUAUUGAAUCCUAAAAUAGUAAAUUAUUUUCUAGGGAAUAUCUUUGGCCAUUCUUCUUCGGAAUCGUCAUGAUUAAAGCAAUUUUAGUCUUCAACAAUCAUGGGAAGCCAAGGCUGUCAAAGUUCUUCACGCAUUAUAAUGAAGAUAUGGAGCAGCAGAUUAUCCGAGAAACAUUCCAUCUGGUUUCCAAGAGGGACGACAAUGUGUGCAAUUUUUUAGAAGGUGGAACGUUAAUAGGUGGAUCUGAUUACAAGCUGGUCUACAGACAUUAUGCCACUCUGUACUUUGUCUUCUGUGUUGACUCCUCCGAGAGUGAACUUGGCAUCUUAGACUUAAUACAGGUUUUCGUGGAAACAUUGGACAAGUGCUUUGAGAAUGUCUGUGAGCUGGAUCUGAUAUUCCACGUGGACAAGGUUCACAACAUCCUUUCUGAGCUAGUGAUGGGUGGUAUGGUUCUAGAGACAAAUAUGACGGAAAUCAUGACGAGGAUAGAAGAACAGAAUAAGCUAGAAAAACAAGAGGCGGGAUUAUCAGCAGCGCCUGCCAGAGCAGCAGCAGCUGUCAAGAAUAUAAAUCUUCCCAACAUCCCAACGCCGAACAUCAACUUGCCAAACCUGCCAUCCUUCAAGUGAAAAACAUAUCAUCAUCAAGACCGACUUCAGGAAUGCUGCAAUGAAAUGCAUACUUCGGUGGUGUCCGAAACGGCGACUUCGGCUACAGCUACAGCUAGAUCAGCGCGUCUGCCAGUCUUGAAGAAUAAGCAGACGCUCUUGAUCUAGCCGUAGCUGUAGCCAAAGUCGCCAUUUUGGACACUGCCUUAUUGUGGUUGAUCAACUCCCCUCCACAUUACAAGUCCAUCCAUAAACGCAUCAUGGUCGUUACUCAGUUAAGGUGAAAGUUUGCAUCUUUCUGCAGGCACAAAGUUGGUUCAGUGUUGCACCAAGGUCAGAUCUCAUACGAGUGGUUUUGUGAACACCUUGGCAUGUUUUCCCUCUGUAGUUUUGAUUACUCAACACUUUCAUUACAAGUGGCAUGCCCUCAGAAAAAGGAGCUUGUUUAAUGAUACCCCAACAAUCGUACUAACCACCUGAAAAGUCCUCUUUAAAGAUCAUGAAGAUUUUGACUUUCAGAGGCUAUUUUGUACUCAUAUGUUGAAGAAUUCUUGAAGUUUGUUGAAUGUUUUUACCCUGGAUUUCAACAUCAGAUCAGUACUGAUUUUUGUUUUUCCAUUUGCAAAAAAAUGGACUUCGCAUGCACUUGUUUAAAAAUAAAUUUAAAAUGUCAUUCUAAAAAAUAAGUGGUACAUAUUUUAAGUAAGGAUAGAGAAUUUGUUACAUCAUGUUUGUAAAUCUUCUAAUUAUCGUUUAAAGGUACACACUUAUUUUGAUAAUGACCCGAGACCAAAAAGGUGUAAUUUUCAUUCCAAAGCUGUUCUUGUUUUAAAGGUGUUUCUUUGAAAUUUGUGAUCACACCCCGUUGAUUGUAAUUCGAUAACAAUUUACAAAGUUGAACCUUCAAAACUUACCUUUCUCCGAAGGUUAUGUUUGGCAAUAAAAUUUCUAUGGUGUCUGUUUGUGAACGCUGCAGCCAGAGAUGUGGGUGGUACCUGUGUCAUCUUGAUAACAUGGAUGGGUUCAACCUGUUUUGAGGAAAAUACUGUGAUAGUUUUGUUGCUGAUUUUUCAAUAAUUAGAAAUUGUAUUCAACUUAAUCUUUUACAGACGACUUAGGUGUUGGAUUUUUUCUUGACCAAUUUGACAAAUCAGCAUUAUCUUGGCCAAAAACAAUUCAUGGCCCUACCUUAAAUUGGCAUUUAAAUGACUCUGUAACUAACUACAUGUAUUAUAUAUUUUAAUAGUAAAUAGUUUAUGACCAUCAUUUUCGUGAGGUUACACUACCUUACAUACAUCCCCUGUGAGUGCGUAACAAUUGUUUGUUACAUGGAUAAAGACAAACACCUUUUAUUUUGGGGGAAAUUAUUUGCCAAGAUUUCUUUCUUGUGAACCCAGCAAAUGUUUUAUCAACAAACCAUGUAUAUGUACAAAUAAUUUGCAUGUUACAAGUUUUUUGCCAGUUGUGCGUGGCAUAUGUAUGCAAAAAAAUUAUUAUCUUUAGGAUUUUUAAUUUAAAUUUUUGUGAAAACUCUUUGGAGAAAAGUGAUGAUUGUUUUUGUUAUUCAACAUAAAAUUAGGCGAUGCAAUAUUGUGCUUAGCUGAUAGUUCUGUUGGUUUUGUUUAGUAAGUUAAUUACCUAGAAAUUUACAGGGAGCCAUUCAUGAGCAAUGAACUUUACAUGGUAAUUUGGCUGGUAAACCAUGUGAUAGGCAAGGUCCCGGGUUAUGUAAUGUAGAUGGUAUGUUAAACGUUCGUGCAAGUGCUACUCUGCGUUAGAGUUGUAGCCAUGCCCCUUUUUGUGAGUAAAAUGUCUCAUUAUGGAAGUGUCGUAUGCAGAAUUGUGUUCCAUCCACCACAAGUCACCCCCCCCCCCACCCCCCAACCCACUAGACUUUUUGUUCGUGUAUGUUUAAUAAAAUAAAAAGUAUGUACAUGUAGUUUUCAAAUAUGGAUUAUCUAUCUUUGGCUUUAAGUUUAAAGGCAGUGGACACUAUUGGUAAUUGCUCAAAAUAAUUUUUAGCAUAAAACCUUACUUGGUGAAGAG
Asterias rubens (European starfish) is the source of this 2747-nucleotide messenger RNA. RefSeq names its product AP-3 complex subunit sigma-1-like. Gene Ontology annotation, cellular component: AP-3 adaptor complex; membrane coat; intracellular membrane-bounded organelle. The transcript is spliced from 6 exons. The coding region runs from base 159 to 722 and encodes 187 amino acids. Gene Ontology annotation, biological process: Golgi to vacuole transport; intracellular protein transport. NCBI's taxonomy places the organism in Eukaryota, Metazoa, Echinodermata, Asteroidea, Forcipulatida, Asteriidae. The record is from RefSeq and is a predicted model, not a curated record.